Molecule: messenger RNA, 1023 nt
Organism: Vicia villosa (hairy vetch)
Lineage: Eukaryota; Viridiplantae; Streptophyta; Magnoliopsida; Fabales; Fabaceae
Exons: 2
Coding region: 1-1023 (340 amino acids)
Source: RefSeq, a predicted model, not a curated record
AUGGCGGAAGCUUUGGCAGUGAGAUGGACGCUGAAAACUACAGUGGACCUCAAGAUCACCAAAGCAGUUAUUCAUUCUAAUGCUCUUUCAAUUGUGGACUGUAUAAACCGUCUUUCUUACAGUGUUGAGUUGGAACUAAUUAUCGUUGAUUGUUUAUCAUUGCUUAGUUUGUUUUCUCUUACUACUUGUGUCAUUUCCCUAAAAGUCUCAUUUCUGACUCUGUUUGUGGCGAUUCAGAAUGCCACUGGUAGCAUUCUUUCGUCGGGUUAUUGGGUUGAUGGAAAAUGGUGCUGGAAACUUGUCUCGGAGACGGAUUUGCUACCAGCUUUGGCGAGUGAAGAGCUGAGCAAUCUUUUAACCAUUCUGGCAGAGCUGCAUCCUUUGCCAAACGAAUUGGACUCCUUCAUUUGGUGGAGAGAUUCGGCUGGAUUUUCGGUCAAAAGUGUUUAUAAGUGGCUGUCUGGUUCGAGUCUGUCGGGGACUAUGCAGAAUUCCGCAAACUCUUCGAUUUUUAAAAAGCUUUGGAAAGUCGCGGUUCCUUCAAACAUUAAGUUUUUCGGCUGGAGAUUAUUGCUUGAUCGUUUGCCAACGUGUAUACAACUCGGGAAAAGGGGGGUUAUAUUACCAAAUGAUUGUAGCUGUCCUUUUUGUUCUAAUGUCGAAGAAUCUGCAAUUCAUCUCUUCUUCCAUUGUUCAGUAUCAGUUCAACUUUGGACAAAGACUUUUGUUUGGUUGCGCAUUCCGCUGUAUAAUCUACAGGGGUCGGUCUUGGAGAAUUUCGGAUCGUUUGUGUAUCCGAUUGGAAAUUUAAACGAUAAGUUUUGGAGGAUUUUAUGGCUGGCAGCAACAUGGAUAUUAUGGAAAGUUAGGAAUGAUUUGAUUUUCAAUAACAUAGCAUUCGAUUUAAAUGUUCUGUUUUGUCGGUUAAAAGCUACAUUGUGGGACUGGUUGGGGUUUUGUAAUAGAGUUAGCAUGGAAUUUUCUUGGGAGGAUUGGUUGAUAAAUCCUGCUGAGUGUUUGUAA